Molecule: messenger RNA, 1923 nt
Organism: Aphanomyces astaci
Lineage: Eukaryota; Oomycota; Saprolegniomycetes; Saprolegniales; Verrucalvaceae
Exons: 3
Coding region: 1-1923 (640 amino acids)
Biological process (GO): DNA integration; DNA recombination
Molecular function (GO): DNA binding
Source: RefSeq, a predicted model, not a curated record
AUGGCAGAUAGGACACAUCAUGUACCGUCACCCGCCAUGCGGCAGCAAUCGACAACAGUUCAGGACCUCCGAGACAAUCGACUCGCCGACAGCUCCAAGAAGGGAUACCGCAGCGGAAUGAAGCAAAUCGUCAAGUGGCUUCAAACGUCCGGCCGCUCGGCCAGGCUAAAUGCAGAUGGCUCCCUCAAUCUCACCGUUUUCAGCUACAUGGACUUUACUGAGUUCGUGCUGUACAAGUACAAGGAUGCUGGUGUAUCCCUCUCAACGCUUUCUGGCUACAGGUCAGCACUGAAAGACUACUACAACACGCAAGGCGUUCCUCUGCCAAUCGGGUUUACCAACGAUGCUACUGUCAUCUAUCAAGGAAUCCGUCGGCUAUGUGCGAGCGAGACCCAAGCGGGUGCUAUCAAGCCAGGCACAAAGCAGCCUCUUCGGCACCAUCAAUACAUUGAGCUGUGCAUGGCGAGCCUCGUCAAGUUGGAUGGUGGUUUCACGCACCUUUUUCUCAUACUGUCUUGGAACUUGAUGUGCCGGUCGAGGUCGACGGCAACGGUUCGGAUCGACCACUUUUCCGACGAAGGGGAUGCGCUUGGAGUCACGUUCUUCAAGUCCAAGACGGACCAAGGUGGCACAAAACGUCGUGACCCAAAGCACGUUUAUGCCAACCCUCAGCAGCCGGGGACAUGCUGCAUCCUCGCGUUGGCAAUCUACCUUGCGUGCAACCCUGAGCACGACUCGGGCGAUCUGUUUCCCGGCUCUGCUCAACGUGACCGUUUUGGCCGGAGCUUGUCCCAACUUGUGGGUUAUGCACUCCCCGAAUUAGCAAGCGCUGUCGGCACCCACUCACUUCGCAAGGGCGCCGCAAUAUUUGCAAUUGGUGGUAGUACAUCAGGUCCCUCGAUCGUCAACGUGUGUAUUCGGUGCGGGUGGUCCAUUGGCAGCGUCGUCGAACGCUACGUUCACUAUGAUGGCGCCGGUGACCAGUACGUUGGCCGUGUCGUUGCUGGUCUACCCAUCGACAGCGGCGACUUUGCUGCUUUGCCGCCACAUUUUGUCUCUAGCAGCGAAGGAGUUGUUGACGCUGCAGGGGCGCUUGUGUUCCCGCGUCUCUGGUCCCAUGAGUCCCUCCGUGGCGUAUUGGAUACGCUCCCGGGCAAGCAUCCUCUGCUCUCCUCCGUUCUGUUUGGUGAUGUCGGAAUGACCACACUGCUGAGAGCCAACGUGACACUACUAUCGUCCUCCAUGCAGCCCACAGGGAUCCCGCCCCAUGUCAGUCUGCACACGCAACUCGAGAAGAACUUGGCUGCCGUACGGGCGCUCCCGGGUGAAAUACGUGACGGCAUCGAGAGCCUUCUUGAUGAGAAAGGCGUCGCUGCGGGCAACAUCACGCAUGCACUGCUUGAGCAGCUUCUGAAGAAUGCGGUGGCAUCCGUUGUGGACACAAGGCCUGUCAUCGUGUCAGCUCGUUCUCCUGCUCAAGACGAGUCGGUACCUGUUCGUCCGGUUCACUACUGGGGAGGUCGGUGGCACCUGCUCGCUGAAGACUACGAAUUGCCUUCCGUCGACGUUUCCACGGGGUGGCAUUUAUGGUGGUGUGGAUCUCCCGCUAGGGACAUUCCACCUUUGUACAAAAUCAGGUCGAUGGACUUGACGAGGAAGCAAGCCAAGAUCCUGUGCGAGUGGCACUUCGCAACGAAUGCGCUCCACAAUGUGUACUGCAGCGCAUUUGGCAGUAGUAUGUGUCGACCCUACACAUCAGCUACGGUCAUUGCGGCAUUCAGCAAUAUCAUGGUAUACUUGCCACCGUCGUGGGGUCAGACGCAUCUUGGACGACAGCGUCGUUUGUCCCAAAUGAAAAUGGUUACAUUUGCACGCCUAGCUCGAAAGCGUAGACAAGAGACUGAGGGAAUACCUACUACGUAA